This is a messenger RNA of Colletotrichum godetiae, 2141 nucleotides long. RefSeq lists its product as uncharacterized. Gene Ontology annotation, molecular function: protein binding. Bases 77 to 1996 code for a protein of 639 amino acids. The transcript is spliced from 2 exons. Lineage: Eukaryota; Fungi; Ascomycota; Sordariomycetes; Glomerellales; Glomerellaceae. The record is from RefSeq and is a predicted model, not a curated record.
CUCAACUCAGUUACUUCAAACAUCAUCUCCCCCUUUGCCGUGACAGAUCAAGAUUAAUGCUCGCAAUCUGAACACGAUGGCUGAAGACGCUAAUUCCGAUGGCAAAGGCAGCUUAUGCAGCGUCUGCCGAAACCCAGGAGCAAGUCGUUGUGCGGGUUGUUGUGGGGCGCCGGCCUACGAUGACGGACCCGCCAUACGCACGUUCUAUUGCGGUCGCGCCUGCCAGCGAUCUGACUGGAAUCGGCACAGAACAGAGUGCAAAGUCAUGCAAGCUCGUAAGUCACUUUCACGCGCCGCAGCCCUACUCGAAGCGCUUUUGGUCCGUAUCCGUAAAGCUGCGUACCCGUUCGCUAUCACGUCAAUCGAGCGAGAGGCAAGGACGAUCAUGCUAGUUAGCUCGAACGAUGAACAACUGCAUGAGUCAAAAUUGACACCUCUCCCAACGGACCUUGCGAGCUUGCAAGACCAUCCGGAGCUUGUGAAACCUAUCUGCUUACACGCAAGCGGUGUGGAAGCCAUGAUAUACUUCUGCAACGUCAUCAAAGACAUGCUUCCUGACACUUGUAUCACGGAAGUCGAACUCAUACCAGCAAAUUUGAAUAUCCAGAUUUCUCGCGGUCUAGGUACGGCUUGCGACGAAAGCAAUGUGCACCUGGUUCACAAAGUCUCACUCGGGUCCAGAGAGCUGUGGGCAAUGGAUGUGGCCGGCGCCCAGCACGGGCACUCUGAUUCGCUAAUGCCUUGGUCAUCCUUUGUCAAGGGACGUUGCACAACGAUCAACGGGGAGUGGAGCUUGGGCUUCUGUCGCAAUCGACCCGCCCGGGAAUCGCUGCCCUGGCUGUCGCCCGCUGUGUCGACGCAAGUGUUGGCCCUAGCUGAUGCGCUCGACCAAGGAAUACCACAGCUAGUGACGGGACAUGACGGAAGCCUGCGAGCCUUGCUCGAAGGACAAGGCAGCACUUAUCAAUCCGCAGCGCAGCGGUUUCUAGGUGACCUUGAGGCGCGCCUUCCGGGUAUCCUCGCAAGCCUAUUCACAACGUCAAGGCCAUAUCGCAUCAAAGCUGUUGCCGGGAAGGGUAAGGGUAUGUUCGCCACCCGCCGCAUCGCCAGGGGCACCCGCCUGCUUGCGGAGUCUCCAAUUUUCCGAGUUCCAAGAGACGAGUCAAACUUACAAAAACUGGAGGCCGCCAUAGCUCGGAGCGUGGGACUUCUGAGCCAGGUACAGCGCGAAAGCUUCUUUGCCCUGCAUAAUUGCCACGGAACCCGCCACAGCCAGGCGCUAGGAAUCGCGAGAACAAACGCGCUACCGCUAGGCUCGGGCGCAUCUGUAGGCGGUAUCUUUCUAGAGGCGUCUCGGAUAAAUCAUUCCUGCAGACACAACGCCCAAAAUACCUGGAACGACAGUCUAGGCCAAGUCACAAUCCACGUGCUUAGGGAAGUUGACGAUGGCGAAGAGAUCACGAUAUCCUACCUUGGCGCAUCGGAAAACUACGCUGCGAGGCAAUCGCGUUUGCACAAGUCUUUUGGAUUCGUCUGCGCCUGCGAACUGUGUACACUUCCAGCGCCACAACGAACGCAAAGCGAUCGCCGUCUCGACAAGAUCACGUACCUUGACGGCCAGAUCGGAGAUGGCAUACAUAUUAAAUCGACUCCCCUCGCAUGCUUUCGGAUGGCGCACGAGAUGAAGCUCAUCAUGGAGGAGGAGGGCAUUGCCGACGCAAGAAUCCCGCGACUCUAUUAUGAUGCAUUCCAGAUCGUAAUUGCCAAUGGCGACGAAGCAAGAGCGAGUGUUUUCGCCGAGCGCGCUUCUGUUGAGAGGCUCAUCAUGGAGGGCAGCGACAGCGCGGUAGUGCACAGGUUAAACAAGUACGCUGUGGAUCCAUCAAGCCACGUCCUGCACGGUAUGUCGAAGCAAUGGCGACAGGGUGUCAAUAAAAUACCGCAAGAUUUGAAUGAGCAAGGUUUCGAAAAGUGGCUUUGGAGAUUGCCGACUUGAUGCGUCAGAUUCGGAAAGGAUGCCGGCUUCAUCAGGCGAUCACAUUUAAAGCACUACUACGGAUACUGGCUAGAGGUUGAGCUGCUGCUGCGCAUUGUCGACAACGUUGUUACCCCGCUGGUGCCCCGUCGGUGUAUUAUUAACG